AUGGACGCCUUCGAAGAGGAGAAUGUUGUGAUGGAGGAUCAGGAGAAAGAGCAUGAGCACAGCAAUGAAAAGAUUAUCAAUGAAGAAUACAAGACAUGGAAGAAGAACGCGCCGUUUCUCUAUGAUAUGAUUCUCAGCACAGCUCUGGAAUGGCCCACACUGACUACCCAGUGGCUACCGGACGUGCAAGCAGUCCCCGAUAAACCAUACUCCACCCAUCGCCUGCUCAUUGGCACCCAUACUGCCAGUGAUGCUCCAAACUAUCUCCAGAUUGCCCAUGUCCAGCUCCCCAAUGCCAAUACCCCAAAUCCCGAGGAUUACGAUGAGGAGAAGGGUGAGAUUGGGGGCUAUGGUGGUGGCUCAAAGAAGCCUGCUAUGGAAAUCAAGUUCAACAUUGUGCAGAAAAUUGACCACCAGGGAGAAGUGAAUAAGGCACGCUACCAACCUCAAAACCCCAAUAUCAUUGCAACAAUGUGUACCGAUGGCCGAGUGAUGAUUUGGGACCGAUCAAAGCACCCUAGCAUACCAAAUGGGAUUGUGAACCCUCAGAUGGAGCUUCUCGGCCACGAGGCUGAGGGCUUUGGCUUAAGCUGGAACCCUCACGAAGCUGGCCAUCUCGCAACUGGUAGUGAAGACAAGACGGUUCGCCUCUGGGACCUUACCACAUAUACCAAGGGCAAUAAAGCCCUCAAACCCACUCGCACCUACACUCACCACUCCUCCAUUGUGAAUGACGUUCAGCAUCACCCCCUUCAUUCAUCUCUUAUUGGUAGUGUUUCCGACGACAUCACGCUUCAAAUUCUGGAUGUGCGUAAUGCAGACUCCACGCGCGCUGCUGCUUCCGCUGAAGGCCAGCACCGCGAUGCUAUCAACUCGAUCUCCUUCAAUCCCGCAGCCGAAACAAUUCUGGCCACUGGAUCUGCCGAUAAGACUAUCGGAAUCUGGGAUUUGCGAAACCUGAAGACGAAGCUGCACUCGCUUGAAGGCCACACUGAUUCUGUUCAGUCACUUUCGUGGCAUCCCUUCGAGGAGUCCGUACUGGCUAGCUCCAGCUACGACCGCAAAAUCAUGUUCUGGGACCUCAGCCGAGCGGGUGAGGAGCAGACUCCCGAGGACGCUCAGGACGGACCGCCAGAGCUGCUUUUCAUGCAUGGUGGACACACCAACCGCAUUUCUGACUUUAGCUGGAAUCUUAACGACCCCUGGGUCCUUUGCUCGGCUGCUGAGGACAAUUUGUUGCAAGUAUGGAAGGUGGCAGAUGCAAUUGUGGGCAAAGAUCUGGAUGAUGUCCCCACAGAGGAAUUAGAGGCAUGA
This is a messenger RNA of Penicillium macrosclerotiorum, 1314 nucleotides long. RefSeq names its product WD repeat RBAP46/RBAP48/MSI1 family protein. The record is from RefSeq and is a predicted model, not a curated record. Gene Ontology annotation, biological process: regulation of gene expression. The transcript is spliced from 6 exons. The coding region runs from base 1 to 1314 and encodes 437 amino acids. Gene Ontology annotation, molecular function: histone binding. Gene Ontology annotation, cellular component: nucleus; Rpd3L complex; Rpd3L-Expanded complex. NCBI's taxonomy places the organism in Eukaryota, Fungi, Ascomycota, Eurotiomycetes, Eurotiales, Aspergillaceae.